CUCAAAGUUCCAAGUUCCUUAAAGUUACCAAGGCACCCUUGCAGUUGGUUCACGUCCCCCCUAAGCUUCAUCUUCCUCCCCUUUCCAACUUUUUCUUUCUCCAGACACGUUCAUUCUCUGGUAUCUAUUCUCCCACUCUCUUUCUUCUCCUCCUCCUAUCUAUUCUUACUCUCGUUUCCCUUCACGUGUUAUAAUUCUUUCUAUUCCAUUUUAGCUCCUACUUAGCAUGUGGUGAAAGCCGCACUUAUUCUCUCACCUUGACCCGAUGGAACCCCGCGUACUCGUAAAACAAUCGCAAAACAGAGCAAGCAAGGGAUAAAUAUUUACAAGUUUAUUCGAUAGCUUUUCUGCAUUUACACAUGGAGGAGAACUAAAUACUCAAAAUGGGUUGGCUAAAUUUCUUAUCAAGAAAGUCUCCCGUUAGCAAUUUAGAUGAUGGUCUCAAAGCCCAAGCUUAUGAUGAGACUGUGGCUGCGAAUCCUCCAAUCCGCGGCACCUAUCCGGUAGCUGGCAAUGGCGCCAGUAUUUUGGAGAAAUUCCAGAAAUCUCAUCCGCAUUUGAGAGAUACGAAUUUCAAUGCAUCUCCUCUACCGCAUCCUGCACUCCCUCCGUUUCUCGAACGCCCUAACACGGCGCCGGCUCAUCGAUCACCGGAGGGAUCCGCACGGCCAAAAUCCCAAUCAGCGAGCUCAGUAAAACCACUACCGCCUCCCCCCAAAAAGCGACACGGCCCGUAUAAGCUCCCUUCAAAGUUACCAGACGAACGAAACGACGAAAUCACGAACAAAUCAAUCUAUAGUGUGCCAUCCCCGACUUUCACCCGCAACCGGAACUCUUCAAUCCUUAGUACGGAUUCAAGUUCAACCAGGAGAUUCGUUGAUCUCUUGGAUGCUCACUCAUUCAUUAAGCCAUCUGACUUUUAUGGUCGCGUCAAGGCCACUGGUGCAAAAGAUUAUGGUGAAGAUGUUGCAGAUCGUAAUAUUCGCGAGAGUAGAUCUAGUAUUAAUCCUACGCAGGCCGACGAAAUCUUUGCGAAGAAUUUCGCUUUCGGCGCUCAUGACGAUAGCAAAGAUGUCAACCGGCCUCCAUCGUCAAGGAAAAGGCAUUCCGUCGGAUCUGGGCUACGAACUAAAUCAAUUAGCUCCAACUUCCAUAGCACACUACCUGUGAUUGCGUCCCCAGAGCUUCCCCAAGAAAGCGAGGACACGAGCGUAGCAGAACCGGUUCGAAAAACGCCUCGUCGAAAAUCUUUACAUUCAUAUAUCCCUCCGUCAUCCGCAGAGCGCUGUGCAGAAAGACCGAGAAGUGCCUCGCUUACAAAACGAGGAGAAAGAAUAGAAUUAAACUACUUCCCUGAUUCUCUUCGAGAGAGAGCUCGGGCUGUGGCUCAGGAAGGGUUUGAACACGACAUAUCUAUGAACUUAAGCCAGGUGGUCAAUUCAAUACGCCCCUUGAGAGAUGCCUACGAGGCUCCACCUUAUAAGCAGGAUUCAGACGAUGAUGUCUAUCAUGAUUGCCACGAUUAUAGACAGGACCCGCUAACCCAGAUGGAUCAAUACCGAUCUGUCAAGAGCUCUUCUGGGCAUAGAUCCACGUCAAAUGUGUCGUCGUUGACUGCAUUCAAACAUCCAUCUAAGAGCGGAAGCCUACAAACAUCUCAGUCAUCCAACAGGAGGGGAUCGAUUAUUCAGAGCAGCCUGCCGGGGGUAGAGGAGGAUUUGCAUGUGCAAAAGAACCGCAAGUCAUCAAGGCAUGAAUAUGGGGCUAAAUUUGAUAUCCACGACUCAUUCUAUGAAUUCUCAUCGUCAAACAUUGUGGAACCAUCAGCUUCGAAAUUAACCUACAGCCGUCCUAAUAGCAGAGAUGAACAGAAUUAUCGUGAUCGGAAUCGAAGUGUUGUUUCUGUGUCCGCGAAGAGCAUGAAACACUCCGGAACGGGGGAUGUAGUUCCAGAACGAGGUAGUAGCAUCCGCCGUUGGUCGUUAACCUCUGAAACGGGAGGUUCUACACAGAGCUCGAAUCCAUUCAGGCCGCAAUCUGGACACACCACUAAUACAUCUGUCGAUCUUACGCCUCGUGUACCAUUACCCAAGACCAUCGAAUCACAUCAAACGUCCCCUCUAUCCGAAAGCAACCAUGUAAUAUCUGAAAAUCAAUCAGAAAUUGAUACGCAGGAGCCGUUAUACCACGAAGUUGACCCUGAGUUAUUAGCAGGCUCUAGCCGACGACAACGCUCUAUGGAUUUUGUUAUCGAUGAAGAUGCCUCGUCAAUUGAUUCUUUUGAUAACCCUCAACAUUCUGCUGGCGAAUUCGAAAAGGACCUUCUCUUUCAAGGCUAUGGCUUUGGAGGAUUUCAACUACCAGGACUUCCAGGAUUGUUUGAUGCAGGUGUAUCGAAGCCUAGAAAAAAAUUAUCUCAACGAACACAUUCGUUCUCUGCGGGUAGAGACUCUCAUCACUUAACUGCUCCGGACCCAGACUUUGAUAUUCUUCCGCUAGGUUCCCGGUACUCAACCCGAUCUUUAAAAUAUACAUCUCGCCCUAGGUCAUCUCGACUACCAAUGCCGGAUUUCAGUGAUAGUGAUUCGGAAUUUGACGAUGGCUCUGAGGUCCAAUACGAAUCCGAAGAAGAUAUCAAUUUCGAUAUCCCUCGAACACGUUCGAUUGAGUCUAGACGCCAGUCAUAUAGCAGCAGACGUCGAUACGAAAUGACCACGGAAUCGCUAAGAGGGAGUGAUACCGUGUUCCCCGACAUCUCAAGGGUUGCGCAUCUUCGCAGGGAGACAAAAACAAAUCAGCGUGUGAGUACUGGCUCGCUACGCAAGGCGAAAGGCAAGGGGAAGGCAACCGAUAUUGGUAUCCCCAGAAUUGGAUUAGACGACCCAUCGAAUUAUGCAGAUGUUGAGUGACGAGACGACGAGAGUUCACAAUCAUAUUGAGGCGCGUUGGAUAAAUGCGCAAUGCACAAGCACUACCACAUAAUACCCCCUUUUCUCCUUUCCAUCCAAACAGAAUUCCUUGUUUCAACACAUACACACGUACACACGAUUGUAAUGAAUACUUUUACGGUUUAAUGUUCGGCGCAUUGAGCUG
Messenger RNA from Annulohypoxylon maeteangense, 3093 nucleotides. RefSeq lists its product as uncharacterized. The record is from RefSeq and is a predicted model, not a curated record. NCBI's taxonomy places the organism in Eukaryota, Fungi, Ascomycota, Sordariomycetes, Xylariales, Hypoxylaceae. The coding region runs from base 384 to 2909 and encodes 841 amino acids. The transcript is spliced from 3 exons.